UUGCUUGAGCGAGUGGUGUUUUUCCAGUUGUAUAAGAUGAAUCGAUUUGUGGCUUUGGUCGUUGUUGUUACCCUUGGCGCUGUUUUGGCAGCUCCUCAUUCCCCGGGCUAUGCAGGUGGGUCGGUAUUAGUGAACUCUAACGCGAACGCUCUAAGUGGAGGAGGAUUUGGAUCGAUUCCAGUUGGUGGGUCCUUUGGAUCAUCUUCUAAAGCUUCAGCAAGCGCGGAGGCUAGCAGCUUUGGUUUUGGGACAAAUAGUGGAGCUGGGGCUGGUGGAUGCUGCGGAGGUUCUUUUGGAGGGUUUGAAGGAAGUUCUGCUAAUGCCGGAGCUCAAUCAGGCGCAGGAGGAGUUGGUACAUUUGGAGGUAGCUCGGCUCUUUCAAAUUCCGGAGCUCAAGCUGGGGCCGGUGGAAUUGGACACGGAUAUAUCGGAAACCCAGGAUCGAUAAGUUCUGCAAAUUCUGGAGCUCAUGCAGGUGCAGGAGGUUUUGUUCCCGGUUCAUUUGGAGGUAGUUUAGCCAAUGCAGGCGCUGGAGCUGGAGCUAGUGGUUUUGGUCACGGAAAUUUAGGAUCCAUUAGUUCAUCUAAUGCGGGAGCUCACGCAGGUGGAAGAGGUGGUGCUCCAGUGGGCUUUGGAACAUUUGGAGGUAGCUCGUCGCAAGCGAAUGCUGGAGCUGAUGCUGCCUCAGGUGGUUUCGGUCAAGGAUAUGUAGGAAAUUCAGGAUCUUUUAGUUCUUCUAACGCCGGAGCUCAAGCAGGUGCAGGCAGCUUUGGUGGAUUUGGAGGGUAA
This is a messenger RNA of Anthonomus grandis grandis, 789 nucleotides long. Its product is annotated as keratin, type I cytoskeletal 9-like. The record is from RefSeq and is a predicted model, not a curated record. The coding region runs from base 37 to 789 and encodes 250 amino acids. Lineage: Eukaryota; Metazoa; Arthropoda; Insecta; Coleoptera; Curculionidae. The transcript is spliced from 21 exons.